This is a messenger RNA of Haplochromis burtoni (Burton's mouthbrooder), 2698 nucleotides long. RefSeq names its product family with sequence similarity 184 member Aa (gene fam184aa). The transcript has 18 exons. The record is from RefSeq and is a predicted model, not a curated record. NCBI's taxonomy places the organism in Eukaryota, Metazoa, Chordata, Actinopteri, Cichliformes, Cichlidae. Bases 459 to 2654 code for a protein of 731 amino acids.
AUAUGGAUUAAUUAGUACAGCUUUUAUUGCGUCUUUGUCAGUGGUGGACUUGCGUGUUAUUGAUACACGAGUAGCAGUUUUUGAGACACCGCCUUAAAGAAAGCCUCAUUUAUCUCAAUGCACCUCUCAAGGUUGCUUGUGUCGUCUCCUUUUAACUCACACAGGCAGGUGUUGCUGGCUAUAAGCGUUGUGUUCUUGUGUCAGAGUGACUAAUUUAAUUCUGUGUCCUCGUGAAGGUCGAGCUUCGUAAGGAGUUCCAGGCGCAGGAAGUGGCAUUGCAGCGUUCACUGUCCAAGCUGAGGAGUGAGCUUCAGAAAGCUCAGGAGGAGGCCAGAGAGAACCGCGACAAGACCAACAGACUGCAGACGUCACUGGCCAACGCAGAGGGAACCAUCAAGGUGUGUGGGAACCUUCACAAGCAGCUGGAAGAGGCAAUCCAGGACGGAGAGAUCUGGGUGAUGCAGCUAAAGGACACCGAGUAUGAACUAGAGAGCAGCAGGGAACGAGUUCAGCAGCAGGCUACUGAAAUCCUGCACAAAGCCAGUCAGAUCGGCUCCUUGCAGGCAACCCAGAUGGCCCACGAGGCGACCAUCAGGAACUUGGACCAGGAGCAGAGCCGCCUCAAGGAGAAGAUCAGCAGGCUGGAGGAGGAGAGGGAGGUUCUGCUCAGCCAGAGCCAGACCGCCAACGACCAGCACAAACAACAAGUGCUCAAACUGGAACAGUCUCUGCGCGAGGAACACCAGGGCUAUGAGAAGGAGCUCUCCAGGUUGAGAGCGCACUAUGAGGAGGAGACACUUCGCUUCAAGGAGGCGCAGGUCAGAGCAUUGGAGGAGCUCGAGGAGAAACACCAGGUGAUGAGAGAGGAAGCCCAGCAAGAGAAAGAGGAGGAGAAGAAACUCCUCAUCACGAAAAUGAGCCAGGAGUUUGAGAUUAAACGGCUGUCAUUAGAGGAGCAGAGAGAUCGCCUCCAGCAGCAACUCGACAACUUGAAAGAGGAGCUUUCGGCCAAACUCAACAUGGCCAAUCAGGAAGUGUCCCACCUUCAGGAGCUGGUGAGAGAGGGGGAACAGAACCUGAAUUCAGCUCAGAUGCAGAUUACCUGUCUGAAGGAAACUCAGGAGAAACUCAAGAUAGAGCUAGACGCGACUCGAGCCCGCGUCCGAGAGACGAGCAACCUGCUGACUGACCUACAGGAAGAGAUUGAAACCCAGAAGCAGCAGCAUGAGGCCAGAGUGAUGUCCAUCAGAACAGAGGAGAAGCAGAAGAUGGACAAGAUGGCAGAUGACUUGGAUCGGAAAUGGAGAGAUGCACUGCGGGAAGAAGUGCGUUUGCUAAAGGAGGAGUUGACCGAGGAGUAUGAAGCAGACAAACAGGCGGCCAUGACUCAGCUCUCCCAGCAAAAAGAGCUGGAGAUGAUGGCAGCGAGGGAGGGCUGGCAGAGGAAGGUCGAAGACCUGCUGGAGCAGAUCUCUCUGCUGAAACAGUCCCUGGAGCUGCAGCUGUCUCAGUCUCAGUCAGCUCUCCAACAGCUGCAGUCUCAGUUCAACCAGGAGAGAGAGCUCCUGAGCCAACAGCUCAAAGAGAUGCAGAGAGAACAUCAGAGGAGAGAGCAUCGAUUACAGGAGGCUCACUGCUGUGCCCUCAGCACCAUGGAGGAAGCCAGGCAGCACCAGAUAAGAGCCCUCGAGGAACGUCUAAAGCAGGAGCAGCGGGAGGAGGUUCACGCUUUGAAGGAGGCCCACAGGAGGACUUUAGAAAUCCUCAGACAGCAGUCGGACCAGGAGCUGCAGACACUGCGAUUUGAAUUGGAGGACGAGGGGAAAGCAAAGCUGGCCUCUCUUCGUGCAGAACUGAACCACCUCCACGCGACAGCCAUCGAGCAUCUGAAGCAAAUCCACCUCAAAGAACACGCUGCCACCAAACGAGAGCUAGAGAAAGCCAUGGAGCACAGCCAAAAGCAGGAACAAGAUCUCUUAAUUCGUAUCUCAGACCUGCAAGCGGAGCUGUGUUCCCGUAGCAACCGUAUCACCGAUCUGGACCAUGAGAUUCACUCUCUGAACGAGACCAUCGACACGCUAACCAGAGAGCUGGAGCUGAAGGGCAAAGAGGUGCUGCGGGUCCGCAGCGAAGCUAACCAUCAGAUAAGAGCUCAUGAACAAGACCUUGCAAAGAGACACGAGCGAGAGAUGGGGGAGCUCAAUGCAAUCCAUCAGAGAGAAACACAAAUCAUGCUGGCUGACUUCAACAAGGCCCAGGAGGUCCUCAAAGACAAGAUUUCUGCUCUACAAAUACUGUUGGAGGGCACAGAGGAGAAGUUAAGAAACAGAGAAAGCCGACCAGAAGACCUGCAUGUGAUCGCAGAGCUCAGAGAGAUGGUGACUGAAAGAGAAGCUCUGGUCAAAAAGCUGGUGGAUGACAAGAAGUUCUACCAGCUGGAGUUGGUCAACCGAGAGACGGGAUUCAACAAGGUCUUUAACUCCAGUGCCAAUGUCGGUGUCAUCAACCCUCUUAUUAAGUCAAAAACAGGCAGCCAAUCAGAUCACCGCUUCACCAGCUUUCCUAGCCAUUCAGCUCUCCGAUUCGUCAGCCCUCCCACCAUGACUCAUGAAGGACAGGAAGAGGAGGGACGGGAGGUGGAGGAGCCUUCCUGAAGCCAACUCUGCGACACCAUCGGACCCUGCGCGGAUGAAUCCAG